GCUAGACCAAAGCCUAUAAUAUCUCAUCGCCAUCUCUCCCUCUGCAGCCAGCAGCAGCAAACCCCACGACCUGCGGGAACCGUCCCCUCCCAUAGAACUCGAGAAUCUUCUCCUCGGCGCCAUUCCCAGCGGCGGCGAUCGCAUCCGAAUUUCAAGGUUCAGGCACAAGGAGAGAUGGCAACUCUAACGAGCCUUACCUCAAACGCAAACCCGAACAAGUCAUUCGAGGUCCUGCCUAAUCCAGGCGACUCUCUCUCUAGCCUCAGCUUUAGCCCCAAGAGUAAUCUGCUUGUGGCAACUUCCUGGGACAACCAGGUGAGAUGUUGGGAGAUAGCCAACGGUACCAGUCAGGCAAAGGCGUCCAUAUCGCACGAUCAGCCAGUACUCUGUUCGGCUUGGAAGGAUGAUGGCACGACUGUCUUCUCUGGAGGCUGCGAUAAACAGGUCAAAAUGUGGCCUCUGCUGUCUGGUGGGCAGGCUCAGACGGUUGCAAUGCAUGAUGCACCUGUCAAGGACAUCGCAUGGAUAUCUCAAAUGAAUCUUCUUGUCUCAGGAAGCUGGGACAAGACACUAAGGUAUUGGGACACGAGGCAAGCAAAUCCAGCCCAUGUCCAGCAACUGCCAGAUCGUUGCUACUCUCUUGCAGUGAAUUACCCCCUCAUGAUUGUGGGAACAGCUGAUCGCCAUAUUGUCAUCUUCAACUUGCAGAGUCCUCAGACGGAGUUCAAGCGUAUUCAGUCACCUCUAAAAUACCAGACACGGUGUGUUGCUGCAUUCCCUGAUCAACAAGGAUUCCUGGUGGGCUCCAUUGAAGGGAGAGUUGGUGUGCAUCAUAUUGAUGAUGCACAGUCAAGCAAAAACUUCACAUUCAAAUGUCACAGGGAAGGAAAUGACAUUUUCUCUGUCAAUUCACUCAACUUUCACCCUGUUCAUCACACAUUUGCCACUGCUGGAUCUGAUGGUGCUUUCAAUUUUUGGGAUAAGGAUAGCAAGCAGAGACUGAAGGCUUUUAGUCGGUGCCCUCAACCAAUUUCUUGCAGUACCUUCAAUAACGAUGGCUCAAUAUUUGCUUAUGGGGUCUGUUAUGACUGGAGCCGUGGCGCUGAAAACCAUAAUCCUGCAACUGCAAAGACAUCCAUUUAUCUCCACAGUCCACAGGAAGCCGAGGUGAAAGGAAAGCCAAGAAUCGCAACUGGACGGAAGUGAUCUCAUCCUGGCUAACAAAAGUCAGUAGGUGUACAACAGAUCAUGUAUAUUCAAGGGCCUUGUUUCGCUCUGCUGUGUCCUCUGAAUUUCUUCCUUUGGUUCGACCAUCCGGUAGAUGUGAAGUCCACUCCUAGCUCCUAGCCACCGAUGAUAGGGACUUAGCUGUGAGUCGUAGCACAUAGGUGUUUCUGUAAUGCAUAGUUAUCCCAAGAUAUUGUUUUCCUGUGUUUUGUGAUAUAAUCAUAUCAGUGUGUACUCUUGAUUUUA
Messenger RNA from Lolium perenne, 1473 nucleotides. Its product is annotated as protein RAE1. The record is from RefSeq and is a predicted model, not a curated record. NCBI's taxonomy places the organism in Eukaryota, Viridiplantae, Streptophyta, Magnoliopsida, Poales, Poaceae. Gene Ontology annotation, molecular function: protein binding.